AUGCACGCCAUCGUCGCCGGCGCGUUUUUGGCCCUGUUGCUGCAGGCCCUUCCGGCCCGGCCGGAGGUGCUCACGCCGCCGUACUUCAACCUGGCCCUGCACCGCCGGAUCACCGCCACCGCGACGUGCGGCGAGGGCCUGCAGGGCCCCGAGCUCUACUGCAAGCUGGUCGGCGCCAACGCCGAGCGCAACGUCGACUACGAGGGCAACCUCGUCAUCCAGGGACAGGUAUGUGAUCACUGUGACGCAAAUCGUCCUGAUAAAUCACAUAAGCCAGAUUUUGCGGUUGAUGGAGAAGAGACUUGGUGGCAGAGUCCACCACUAUCUAGAGGAAUGAAAUACAAUGAAAUCAAUUUAACAAUUGACUUAGGACAAGAAUUUCAUGUUGCUUAUGUUGUCGUAAAAAUGGGUAAUUCCCCUCGUCCGGGUGUUUGGGUACUCGAAAGAUCAGCAGAUCACGGGCAAACAUAUCAAGCUUGGCAGUAUUUUGCUGACACUGUUGCGGACUGUGAGUCAUACUUCGGAAAGGAGAGCAUUAAACCUAUCACAGCCGACGAUUCAGUAAUUUGCGAUACAUCGUUUUCAAAAAUCGUACCAUUGGAAAACGGUGAAAUAUUUGUGAAACUUUUGGCCAACAGACCAUCAGCUAAUAAUUUUUUCAACUCUUACGCAUUGCAAGAGUUUACUAGAGCUACUAACGUACGAUUUAGAUUACUCAGAGUGAAAAAUCUUCUCGGUCAUCUUAUGUCCGUAGCCAGACAAGAUCCUACUACUACUAGACGGUACUUUUAUUCGAUAAAAGAUGUUAGUAUUGGUGGUAGAUGCCGCUGCAAUGGUCAUGCAGAUCUUUGUGACAUAACUGAUCCAAAUGAUUCGUAUAAGCUUAUAUGUCGUUGUCACCACAACACCUGUGGCCAUAACUGUGAAAAGUGUUGUCCGGGUUUUGAACAGAAAGCAUGGAGUCAGUCUAAGUACGAUAAGCUAUUCGAGUGCGAACCAUGUAACUGUUUCGGUCAUUCCGAGACUUGUACCUACGAUAGCGCAAUAGACGCCGCGCAUCAGUCUAUAGAUAUUCACGGUAAAUACGAAGGAGGGGGCGUGUGUCAAAACUGCCGAGAUCACACAACAGGUAUCAACUGUGACAAGUGUGAUUUUGGUUUUUACAGACCAGUUGGAAAAAUGUUAAAUGAAACAGACGUGUGUCAACCUUGCGACUGUGACAAAUUUUAUUCAACCGGAAACUGUUCAGAAGGUUUUGGUAAGUGUGAAUGUAAAGAGUCGUAUGCCGCACCAGACUGCGAUCGAUGUAGUGACGGGUAUUAUGGAUAUCCGGAUUGUAAGCCUUGUGACUGUUUCUUGGAUGGGACUAGAGGAAGACAAUGUGAAAAUAAUGGUGGACAAUGUCCCUGCAAACAGAAUUUUGGCGGAAAAUUAUGUUAUGAAUGCGCUGAUGGUUUCUACAACUUCCCAGAGUGCAAACCAUGUGACUGCAACAGUAUCGGCUCAAGAAAUUCGGUAUGUGAUCAAAAAACUGGACAGUGUUCGUGUCAAAGCAAUUUUGGAAACCUUUCAUGUGAUCAAUGUAACCACGGAUACUUUGGAUUUCCAUCAUGCUCAUAUUGUAAUUGUGAUUUGAUUGGUUCAUUACCAGAAGUAUGCAAUAAAAGCAACGGACAAUGUAUAUGCAAGGAAGGAUACGCUAGUCCCAGAUGUGACAAAUGUUUACCUGGUUAUAAUGGAUAUCCCGAUUGUAAACCAUGUGGUUGUUCAGAACGAGGAAGUGCAUCUUCCAUUUGUGAUGCCUCAGGAAAAUGUCCCUGCUUAUCUAGUUUUGCCGGAAGAACAUGUGAACAAUGUAGUCCAGGAUAUUAUCAAUAUCCUGAGUGCAAAUUUUGUGAUUGCGAUAGUCAAGGAUCGAUUGGAGUUUCGUGCGAUAACGAAGGAAAAUGUAUGUGUAAACCAAAUUUUAUGGGAACUAGAUGUGAUAAAUGCAAAGAAGGGUUAUACAAUUUUCCUAUUUGUGAAGAAUGUAAUUGUAAUCCUGCUGGUGUUCUUUCAACGUUCGCCGGUUGUGGAUCAUUACCAUUGGGCGAGUUGUGCCAAUGUAAAUCGAGAGUGCACGGUAGAAUAUGUGAUGAGUGUCGAGAACUAUUUUGGAACUUACAACCCACGAAUCCCGACGGUUGUGAAGACUGCGAUUGUUUUAUGCCUGGCGUACUUAGCGGUGUUGGCGUUUGCAACCCGAAGUCAGGCCAAUGUGUUUGCAAACCAUCAGCUACUUCUAGAAGAUGUGACGAAUGUACCGAAGGUUUUUACAGUUUGAAUGAAAAUAGUUUAUUUGGAUGUACAGAAUGCGGUUGCAAUGUUGGAGGUUCGGUGAAUGAAAAAUGUGACAAGAAUACUGGGCAAUGUUUCUGUCAGUCUAGAAUUGUUGGCAGAGGGUGUACUGAACCAAUGCAAGCACAUUAUUUUCCAACUUUGUAUCAAUUUUCAUAUGAAGCUGAGGAUGGUAGAACACCAGCAUAUACUCCAGUUAGAUAUGGAUUUGAUGAAAAAUACUUUCCAGAGUAUUCAUGGAAAGGUUAUGCCGUUUUUUCACAACUUCAAAGUGAAAUAGUUCAUGAACUUAACAUCGAUAAACCAUCACUAUAUCGAAUUGUAUUGAGGUAUGUAAAUCCAAACAAUGAAACAAUUGUGGGGUUAGUUUCGGUCACGCCUGAAACGCCAAAUGACAUAAAUUCCGAACAGAAGUAUAUGGUACAACUAAAACCAACAAAAGUUCCAACUUUUGUGACGGUAUCCGGGGCUACAGGAAAUAUCCCAUCGCCGUUUGAAAUGAAUCCGGGACGAUGGGCGGUUUCUAUAAAAAUCGAACAGAAUUUGUUUGUAGAUUACUUCGUGAUUUUGCCUGCUGAAUACUAUGAAGGAGGUAUUCUUGUCGACAAAGUACUAAAUCCUUGCGUGGUCGAUAACAUUGAGGUUGGACUGUGUAGACAUUUCGAUUACCCAAGUAUUUCCAAAUUCAAUCAAAUCAAGAGUACUUUUGCACUGAACUCCGAUGACAAAGAACCAGUAGACUUUAUUGAAGACUUAAAACAAUUGGACGUAUUAGGUGUUCCUAAAUUGCCUGUUAUUAGUGAAGCCCAACCGGAACUGAAACUAGAAUUACCUGUCGAUAAGCUUGGGCCUUAUGUGGUAUUGGUAAAUUAUAUGACUUCGUCAUCUAUUCAAACAAAGGCUGUAAUCGAAAUCGAAGUAGACGAGAAGAUGAAUUCUGGUAAAGCGAUAUUGUACGCUUGUCACCAUACCACACUAUGCAGACAAGCCGCGGUGGAUGCAACCGGGAAAGUAGCUAUAUUUGAUAUAAACAAACCAAUUACCAAAGUUGUACUAAGAGGCGGUAAAGAUCACUCAAGAGUUGGAAUAGAAUCAAUCGUUGCACUGCCAUUGGAUAAAUGGUCUUUAGACUACAUCAACCCAAAUCCAUCAUGUGUCAUGAAAGACGGAAAAUGCAUUCAAUCUCUCUAUCCCACACCUCCCGACACCAAAAAAGUGGAAUUUAAAAACGGCAAUGAGGCCCGUCUAGCAAUGACCAAGCCAAAAGAUAUAUUCGACAACACUACGUCAUUGGUCGUUCUUGAUUACGAGGAUAGUAUUGUAGAUUUGGCUGGAAAAGUACCUGGCCCAGGAGCAUAUGUUUUCAUCGUUCAUUUUUACCAACCAGAUUUUCCAGCUUUUGAAAUGGACGCUUUAAUACACAAUGGUCAAACAUAUGAAGCCGUUUUGCCUGUAAAACAUUGCCCCUCAAACUCAGGAUGUCGUUCCGUUGUGAAGCAAACAAAUGGAAAUAUACAAUUUCAGCUGACUGACAACUUUUUGCUUACACUAAAGGAACCAAAUCAUAAAAGUGUUUGGUUGGAAUAUAUUUUGGUUGUUCCGGCUCAGCAAUAUAGUGAUUCUAUAACUAAAGAAUUACCAUUCGACUAUACUAGCUUAUUCAUAUCUAAAUGUGGAAGUAAUAAUUUUUAUAUCAACACUUCUACCACAGGAUUUUGUAAAGAAGCCACAUUUUCAUUGACAACUGCAUAUAACAGUGGAGCUCUUUCUUGUAAUUGUGACUCUGACGGUUCGUUGAGUUACGUGUGUGAUCCAUACGGUGGCCAAUGCCAGUGCCGACCUAAUGUCAUUGGUCGACGAUGCGAUGUUUGUAAGACCGGAUACUUUGGUUUCCCGAACUGUAAAUCGUGUAACUGCCCAUCGGCGGCCACCUGCGAAACCAACACCGGAGAAUGUAUUUGUCCACCACGCGUAGUCGGCAAAAACUGUGACCAAUGCGAACCGAUGACGUAUGGAUUUGAUCCGAUAAUUGGAUGUGAAGAGUGCAAGUGCAAUUAUUUCGGAGUGGAAAACGGAAAUCUUCAAUGCGACUUAUUUAACGGAUCUUGCGAGUGCAAGCAAAACAUCGUCGGCCGUUCUUGUGACCAUUGCCGUCCUGGAUAUUGGUCAUUCCCUCGCUGUAAUUUGUGUGAUUGCGACUACAGAGGAACAACAUCAGAGAUUUGUAACCAAGAUACUUCAGAAUGUUUUUGUAAAGCAAACGUCGACGGUCAAGCGUGUGAUUUGUGCAAAGAGGGCACGUUUAACAUACAGGAAAAGAAUGAUGAAGGAUGUCUUAAAUGUUUCUGCUUUGGUAAAAGCAAUCGAUGUCAAAGCUCAAAUCUGUAUAGAACUGAGAUUACCGACAUGAGGAAUUGGCAGUUGAAAACUGUCAACUUGACUACUAAGCCGAUUACAAUUGAAAGUGUUGAAUUGCUACUGGACGAAACGGAAGAAGGAGUUUUAGGCGCCGAUUUAACAGCUAUAGAAUUAGAAAAAAAAAUUUCAUAUUUCUUUGCUCCGGAAAAAUAUGCGGGAAAUCAAUUGAAAUCCUAUGGCGGGUUCUUGAACUAUUCAAUUCAUUACACAUCAAAUCUUUUUGGGAGUGCUGUCAGUGGUCCCGAUGUUAUUUUAUACGGACACGACACGUAUUUGUUCUAUUUUUCGUUAGAACAACCAGCAUCCAACACGUUGUUUCCUAGUUUUGUUGAACUUGUGGAGCAGAAUUUUGUACUAGCUAAUGGGUUACCGGCAACUAGAGAACAAAUGAUGCAAGUCCUACAGAACUUAAACGCAAUAUACAUCAGAGCUACUUAUUGGGAACCGACUGUAUUAACGAAGGUGUCGAGCAUAUCGUUAGAAACGGCACAAGAAGAAUAUAUUCCUUCGAAAGAAAUCGCGUUAUCUGUUGAACAAUGCCAGUGCCCUGCCAACUAUGUUGGAUUAUCUUGUGAAGAAUGCGCCGAUGGUUUCUAUAGAGCUCAAACGGGGCCUUAUGGUGGUUAUUGUGUUCCUUGUCAGUGUAAUGGACAUUCCAAUAUCUGUGACAAAGUUACUGGAAUAUGCGAUGGUUGCAAACACAAUACUACAGGUGAUCAUUGUGAAAAAUGCGUUGUAGGAUAUCAUGGUAAUGCAACUAUUGGAAGCCCAAAUGAUUGUCUCAUAUGUGCUUGUCCAUUACCAAUAGCUUCAAACAAUUUUGCAACUGGUUGUGAAGUUAGUUCAGAUGGAUAUAAAAUUAGUUGUGACUGUCUUCCUGGCUAUUUCGGUGCAAGAUGUGAAUCUUGUAAUGCCGGCUUCUAUGGGAGACCAGAGAUACAAGGAGAAAUAUGUAAAGAAUGUCAGUGUUCUGGCAACAUAAACAAAGAAGACCCAGGAUCGUGUGACUCCAUUACUGGAAAAUGUACACGUUGCUUAAAUAAUACGUUUGGCGAGAGUUGUCAGUAUUGUAGGCCAGGAUUUUUCGGAGACGCUUUGAACUUAAAAGAUUGUCAAGCUUGUGAUUGCGAUAAAUGUGGAAUGGACAAAUGUGAUAACUAUAAUGGUAAAUGUGUUUGUCAACCUAAUGUAGAAGGAGAAAAAUGUGAUAGAUGUGCAGUAAAUCACUAUGGUUUUGGAACUUGUAAGGGUUGUAAAUCAUGCGAAUGUGCUUUGGCUAGUGAAAGUUCUCAGUGUGAUGAAAAUACGGGAAUGUGUAGAUGUAAACCUGGUGUUGCUGGUAGAACUUGUGAUCGAUGCAAGCCUGGAUAUUGGAAUUAUACUGAAGAAGGAUGCAUAUCAUGUGGUUGCAACUCAGAAUAUAGUGUGGGUAUAAGUUGUAAUCCUCAAACAGGGCAAUGUGAAUGUUUACCAGGAGUAAUAGGAGAUAAAUGUGAUCAUUGUCCUCAUCGUUGGGUAUUAAUACAGCCUGAACCGAAUAUAGACCAGACGACAGGAGUCGGAUGUUUCCAAUGUGACACUUGUACACAUUCGAUUUUAGAUGUAACAGACGGAUUAUUUAGUCAAUUAUAUCCUGUUUCGAAAGAAUUUGAUACUGUAGCACUUGGAUAUUUUACCGCUCAACGUUUAUCAUACAUAAAUGAGACAGUAUCAAAAUUACAACCGAAUUUAACUGAACUUGUAUCGAGUAGCACUGAUCCAUUCCUCUUGAAUGCAAAUCUGACUGAUUUCCAAAAGGACAUUACAAAUCUGAAUAGAAAGUCGAAAUCAGCUCUAUCAGAUGCAUUAGAAUUAACGACAAAGGGUAGUAAAACAUUGAAAAAUGCAAAAGAAGUGGUUGUAACAAUGGAUGAAGUAGUGUCUCAAACUAAUAGAGCUGUAACUGAAGUUAAAAAUUUAGCACAAAGCCUUCAGGAAGGUGCAGGACCGCAAAUAGAUUUGGCAUUAAACGAAGCACAAGUUUUAUUGGAAUAUAUUUUACAAUCGCUUCCAAAUAUGACGGAAAAAUCAGACGAAUCAAAAAAUGCACUACAAAAAUCAAUUGAGCUACAUGACAAAAUGGAACGAAUUUCAAUACCUUUGGAAACUCCUAAUGAACAUUUAAAAUCUUUAAAAUCAGGAAUUAAAAAAUUCAAAGACGACAUUACGGAUUUAAGAAACUAUUCAGAUAUUUCUAAGGAAAAAGCAGCACAAACUGCAUUUAUAAAUGAUGCGAACAGGGAAUCAUUAAUAAAACAAAAUGAACGAAUUAAUUCUUUAACAAAAUUAAAAGAGACAGCUGAUGAUGCUCUUGAAAAUUUAAUGAAAACCAUAAAAGAAGCUUCUGAUGAUUUAGGUAAUUCUACUGAUGCAUUUGCUAAACUUGGAACGGAUAAUGAAUCAAUGAAAGCAACUAAAGCUAAAGUUGACUCAGUGAUUGAAAAAGAAACACGAGUAAUUGAUGAACUAAAAAAUGGUCUCAGUAAAGCCAAAGAACAUUCCGAUAAACUUAAGGAGCAGGCUGAUUUAAUGGAAUCAUUGGUUAAAAAUUCUACCUCUGCAUCUGAAACAGCAAUAAUGGCAGCAAACUCAUAUAAAAAUAUUAAAGAAGAAAUAGAAAAGUCAUUAAAUGCCGCUAAAAUUGCGAGUACGGCAGCAGAUGAUACUAUUAAUAAGUCUAAAGGUAUAGACGAAAGAGUUGCUACAGCUGAACAAAAUUCAACAAAAUUACUUCAAGAUUCUAGAAAUGCUUUAGAACAAAUACUAAGAGAUUUGGACCAAUUAUUAAAAAAUUCUAAAGAAGAAUUAUCAAAAAUUUCAAAUUCAAAGAAUCAAAAAGACGAAUUAGAAAAAAAAAUAUCAAAGCAAUUAGAUCAGAUUUCAUCAGAAACUUCAAAUGUUAAUUCAGACACUAAUGUGCAAAUGAUUUUAGCUGAUGGUGAAAAGUCUCGACAGUUAAUCAGUAGUCUUGAUGAUGUAUUAAAAUCAAUACCAAAUCAUUUGACUGUUUCUCAAUCCCUUAACAAUGAUACUGAACAAGCAAAUAAAUAUCAUACUCAAUCAAAUAAUCAAUUGGACGAAGUUAAAUCACUGUUACCAAAUGCCACAGACUCAACAAAACGCCUAAAAGACAAACCGGAAAUGCUUCAAAAGAUAGGAGAACAAGUGAAAUCUAAUGUGGAAUCACUUCAGAAAAAAAUUAAUAUAUGUAGAGAUAUGGUUAAUAGAAUCAAAGUAGGUAUAAGUUUAUCCAAGAAUUCAACUCUUGAGCUUCGAAAUCCAGAGAAUUUAGCUCAACAAGGAAUAAGCACGCUUGCAUCAAUAUACUUUAAAACAGACCAACCAAAUGGUCUUAUAAUGUACCUUGGAAAUGAAGUUGGGACUAGUCGAAGAAUGAGAAGAGCUAAAACAGAUGAUUUCAUGGCAUUGCAAGUUCAAAAUGAACAUUUAGUAUUAUUAAUGGAUAUUGGUUCAGGUACUACAUCGUUAGUCAGUGAUAAAAUUGUAUCAGAUAAUAAAUGGUAUAAAGCAACAGUUGAAAGAACCGGUAAAACAGUGAAAUUAGUUAUACACGAAGAUGUAGGAAUACGCUCAAACCCAAAAGAAUAUCUUAAAGAAGCCAUUCUUUCCGGAAAUUCUUCUAUUUUAAAUUUAGAUAAGGAUCACUCAAAAUUAUUUAUUGGAGGUUUACCGGCUACAUUUAAUGAACAGUCAGAUAUUGUAGGACAAUCAUUAGAGGGUAGGGUUGAAGAUCUGAUGCUUGGAAAUACAUUCGUUGGACUUUGGAACUUUGUGGAUUCUUCAGGAGUAAAUAAUGGAUCAAUUGAAAGGAAUAAACUAACUACAACACCAAGUACUUCAGGAUACCGAAUGAAUGGUGAAGGAUUUGUUGUUUUGGAAUCUAACUCUUAUGAAAUGAAGCAUAAGUCAUCAAUUCUAUUAAAAAUAAAAACUACUUCUACAGAUGGUUUACUAUUUUUAGCAUUUAAAAACAAUAACUUUAUGUCAAUAGAAUUAGAAGGAGGAAAUAUUGUUUACAGGCUCAAUUUGGGUGAAGGAACAAUUACACUUAUUUCACUACUUACCUACAAUGACGACAAAUGGCAUACAAUCGAGGCAGCUAGAGAAGGAAAACAAUCUAUACUAAAAGUUGACGAAGAAUUCAUAAAUACAGGAGAAAGUAUCGGAUCUUCAACUGAACUUCAGGUUUCUGAACAUUUAUACAUCGGUGGUUAUCCAGGAUUCCACGAUAUAAAAGAGGUAACCAAGUUUAACUAUGAUGGAUGUAUUGACGGUGUGCAAAUUGAUUUAAUACAAGUCAAUCUCAACAAGAAUGUUAAUGCUUAUGGAAUAAUUUCUGGAUGCCCAGAAAAGAUCGCAAGCCUUGUAUCAUUUGAGCCCGGUAGUAGGGGUUAUGUAAAACUGCCAAACGCAACUGCAUCAGAUAAUUACAUCGACCUAAUAUUAAGAUUUAAAACCAACGUUCCAGAUGGUUUAUUAGUAUAUGGUGCGGAUGGACCAUCUGUUUUUUCAUUACGGAUGGAAUCCGGAAUUUUGACGUUUAAAAGUGGAGGUACACAAGUUUCUUCCACACAAGCUACAUUGUACAACGAUGACCAGUGGCACGUGGUGUUCAUAGCACAUACACCCCAACAGCUUAUGCUACUCGUCGAUGAUUUCGAUAGCUUCCAAUCUGAUCGUUCGCCGAACCCUGUAAGAUUCUUACUCUCCGAAUUUUUCUUUGGAGGCGUACCGUCUGAUGUCGAUGCAGCCGCUUCAAUUUCCCCGUCAUUCACUGGUUGUAUUGGUGACGUAACAUUUAAUGGAAAAAUAAUCAAUUUCGCUCAACUUACUGAUGUCCCGGGAGCUGUAAUUGGUAGAUGUUCCGGAUCGUUAACAUCAGGAUCAAAAUCACCAAAGCGUAAUAAUACAAACAAACCUAAACCUCCUCUACGGGAUGAGGGAGAUGUAACCAUGGCACCUGCUCUACCAACUACUCUUCCACCGAUGCUCUCUCCAAAUGAAAUAAACACUCAACGUACUGCACCAGUAGGUUUAUGUGCACUUCCGGAAAAUCCACGAGAAGAUCCUGAUGUGAAUAAAAACAGUGGAUACAGAUUUGGAAAUUUGAUUGGAAGUAGGCUGGAAUAUGAUCUUUUGAUGGCAAGCACUAAGAAUGAUAAAAACACGAUGUCAAUUGAAGUUAAAACUAAUAAUGGAAAUGGUAUAAUAGCUUUUGCCUAUCAACUCGAUGGUACUGACAUCAUGGCUGUAUAUCUACGCGAAGGAAAAGUAUACUACCAAUUAAACUGUAAUUCCGUGCCAAUGACAAUAAUAGGUCAAAUGUCAAUUGAUGAUGAAGAAUGGCAUACUAUAGAAUGGUCUAGAUCUAGUACGAACGCUGAACUGUUCAUAGAUACCAUAUUGGUCCAAUCCAGUGAUAUUUCAGAAUGCCAACUUAAUACAGUACCGAAAUUGUACAUAGGGGGCACUAAUCCAUUAGAUUCCAGACGUGUAAUUGAAUCAAUUGGCAUGAAUGAAACGUUUGAAGGUUGUUUACGCAAAUUCAAAUUACAUUCCAAAGAUGUAGGACAUCCUACUCGUGAAUUUGGUGUAUCUAAAUGUUCAGAAAAAGUUGAAAAAGGAGCGUUCUUCUAUGGAGGCGGCGGUUACAUAAGACUUUUUGAAAAAUUCACGGUGGGUAAAAAAAUAUUGAUUAAAAUGGAAAUAAAACCAAGAAGCGUAGAUGGAAUUUUGAUGUCGGUAGAAGCUAAGAAGAAUAGUUUACUAUUAGAAAUGAGAAAUGGCACAAUAUCCUUUUCUGUGGACGCUGGUCCAAAAGGUCCGAUUUCUGCUUCAUUCACCCCACCAUCACCAUACUUUUUGUGCGAUGGUCAAUGGCAUUUCAUUAAAGCUGAGAAAAUCAAAAAUGUAGUGAAUUUAGGAGUGAAUAACAUGAACUCGGUUCCAGAUAAGAAUAGUAUAGGCGAUCCGUUCAAUAUUAUGCGAUCAAAACCAAUGUAUAUCGGUGGAACUCCACAACAACAUUUCAGUGGCCAACGCAACAAAUACUUGGGAUGCAUUCGGAAUGUUGAGAUAGUAAAUCAUUUAUCCGAGACGAAAACAUUUACCAAAUUUCCCACCCAGAUGAUACAUGGCAAUGUUUCAUUAAGUGUUUGUCCAACGAUCUAGAGUUACUAUCCAAUAUCCUGUAUAGGCAAUAAUAAGCAAAUAAAUUACUUAAAUUAUUUUUAAA
Molecule: messenger RNA, 11050 nt
Organism: Sipha flava (yellow sugarcane aphid)
Lineage: Eukaryota; Metazoa; Arthropoda; Insecta; Hemiptera; Aphididae
Gene: LanA
Product: laminin subunit alpha
Exons: 51
Coding region: 1-10986 (3661 amino acids)
Biological process (GO): regulation of embryonic development; regulation of cell adhesion; regulation of cell migration
Molecular function (GO): signaling receptor binding
Source: RefSeq, a predicted model, not a curated record